Magallana angulata is the source of this 1359-nucleotide messenger RNA. Its product is annotated as NADH dehydrogenase [ubiquinone] 1 alpha subcomplex subunit 9, mitochondrial-like. Gene Ontology annotation, molecular function: protein-containing complex binding. Bases 60 to 1244 code for a protein of 394 amino acids. The record is from RefSeq and is a predicted model, not a curated record. Lineage: Eukaryota; Metazoa; Mollusca; Bivalvia; Ostreida; Ostreidae. The transcript is spliced from 11 exons. Gene Ontology annotation, cellular component: mitochondrion.
UUUUAUGUUCUACUUGUCUAAAACCGUUGAGCCGAUAUUUUUGUUGCAAGACCUUGACAAUGGCUAGCGGUCUGGCGACUCAUGCCUUACGCCUCGGUCGUCAAAAUUUGCCAGCUGCAGCAAGUACAACAUACCUUCAGAAACGACAUGCUGGUAGUGAAUUAGCAGCAUGCAAGAGGGGGCGAGGUGGCAGGUCCUCUUUCAGUGGAGUGGUGGCCACUGUCUUUGGAGCCUCCGGAUUUAUGGGACGGCAUAUCGUGAACAGAUUAGGGAGAAUUGGUUCUCAAGUAAUUAUUCCAUACAGAGGAGACACUUUUAGACUAGAAAGACUGAGGCUAUGUGGAGACCUGGGUCAGAUUUUGUUUACACCUAUGGACAGUAUUUACCAUGAGGAUCAGAUGAGAAAAGCAAUGAUGCACUCCAAUGUAGUGAUCAAUUUGAUUGGCAAAGAGUAUGAAUCAGACUCCUAUGACUUUCAUGACUUGUAUGUUGAUGCUCCAGCCAAUAUUGCUAGAAUUGCAAAGGAGAUGGGUGUUGAGAGAUUCAUCCAUUUCUCGCAUCUGAAUGCAGACCCUAAUCCUCCCGAACUGAUUUAUUUUGGGACUGAUCUCCCAAGAGGAAACUCCAGUCUAAAGAAAAAGUGGGAAGGUGACCAACUGGUGAGGGAAAUAUUCCCAGAAGCUAUUAUUUUCAGACCUGCAGACAUAUAUGGAAUUAAAGAUUGGUAUUUCUUCAAGUAUAUUUACCAUCGCCGUUACAGUAAGAUUAGACAUGCAAUUCCCAUAUGGAGAGAGGGAAUGGACACAGUGAAACAGCCAGUGUGGUCGAGUGAUGUAGCUGCUGGAGUGCUGAACGCUGUAUUUGAUACAGAUGCCCCAGGAAAUACCUAUUACUGUGUUGGUCCUGAGAGAUAUUGUCUUAACAACAUGGUCGAUCACAUUACCAAGAUAUGCGCCAGAGAAUUCAGAUAUAUCACUGAUAUCGAUGUUUCUUACAUACGAAAGUUGAUUAGACAGAGGAAAAACAGAAUUGUCAAUAUUGACACCUUGCAGAGAGAGGCCUUGUCUGAUCUAAUUGUGCAAAGACAUUUGGCCAAGACUCUGGAGGAUCUUGGUGUGCAGCCUCGUAGUUUACAGGACAUGGCCCCAAUAGUCACCAACCCGUACAUGGCCUUCAAAUCUAUGGAUGAUGAAUACAUCAAAACAAAGUACACUAUUCCAAAACUCAUAUCAGUGGAUGAUUGAGGAGGAAAGGAAACUCCAUUGUUUGAACAGAGACUUUAAAUUCAGACAAAAUUGUUACACAAGUGCUUGAGUUAUGUGACUGAUAUUUAAAUAAUUAAAAGUGAUAUAAUGGAAA